This is a messenger RNA of Hippocampus zosterae (dwarf seahorse), 3074 nucleotides long. RefSeq names its product melanocortin 4 receptor (gene mc4r). NCBI's taxonomy places the organism in Eukaryota, Metazoa, Chordata, Actinopteri, Syngnathiformes, Syngnathidae. The coding region runs from base 265 to 1245 and encodes 326 amino acids. Gene Ontology annotation, cellular component: membrane. Gene Ontology annotation, biological process: G protein-coupled receptor signaling pathway. Gene Ontology annotation, molecular function: melanocyte-stimulating hormone receptor activity. The record is from RefSeq and is a predicted model, not a curated record. The transcript has a single exon.
UGGGGGGGGGGGGGGCAGUGGUGCGUGUGUGUGUGAGCUGAGGAAGUAUAACAACGGUAAAUGGGAGGAUCGCACUCCCCAUCUCCAGGUUUGCCCACCCUGCACUCGCUCGCGGAGCUCAUUCCGACUCUUGCUCCGGCCACUCCUGCUCCCCUAGCGAGGACCAACCUGAGAUCGUUCGAUGCGCCCCUGAACGUGUGGUGGCCCUUUUGAAAAUGGGUGCGCGACAGGACGAAGGUUUUUAGGAGUGAAGAAGGAAGAAUCAUGAACGCCACGGGGCAGGAGGGACUGAUCCCGGGCGAGGGCAACCGGAGCCAAGCGUCACCCACCGGAGCAGACGAGCGGGAUUCCUCGGAGGGGUGCUACGAGCAGCUGCUGAUCUCCACCGAGGUCUUCUUGACCCUGGGCAUCAUCAGCCUGCUGGAGAACAUCCUGGUGGUGGUGGCCAUCGUCAAGAACAAGAACCUGCACUCGCCCAUGUACUUGUUCAUCUGCAGCCUGGCCGUGGCCGACAUGCUGGUGAGCGCCUCCAACGCGUCGGAGACCAUCGUCAUCGCGCUGAUCAACACCGGCAAGCUGAAGAUCCCGGCGCGGCUCGUCAAGACCAUGGACAACGUCUUUGACUCCAUGAUCUGCAGCUCGCUGCUGACGUCCAUCUGCAGCCUGCUGGCCAUCGCCAUCGACCGCUACGUCACCAUCUUCUACGCGCUGCGCUACCACAACAUCGUCACGCUGAGGAGGGCCGCGCUGGUCAUCGGCGGCAUCUGGGCCGGCUGCAUCGCGUCGGGCGUGCUCUUCAUCGUCUACUCGGAGAGCACCACCGUGCUCAUCUGCCUGAUCAGCAUGUUCUUCACCAUGCUGGUGCUGAUGGCCUCGCUGUACGUGCACAUGUUCCUGCUGGCGCGCCUGCACAUGAAGCGCAUCGCCGCGCUGCCGGGCCGCGCGCCGGUCCAGCAGCGCGCCAACAUGAAGGGCGCCAUCACGCUCACCAUCCUGCUGGGCGUCUUUGUGGUGUGCUGGGCGCCCUUCUUCCUACACCUCAUCCUCUUGAUCAGCUGCCCGCGCAACCCCUACUGCACCUGCUUCAUGUCGCACUUCGACAUGUACCUCAUCCUCAUCAUGUGCAAUUCCGUCAUCGACCCCAUCAUCUACGCCUUCAGGAGCCAGGAGAUGAGGAAAACCUUUAAGGAGAUCUUCUGCUGCGUGCACGCCACCGCGUGCGGGUCAACGAGCAAGUGGGGCUGACGGCCUUCACACCGCAAAGUCCAGGACGAAUGUUUACUGAGAAAGCUUUUAACACAUUCAGUACCAACCAAUUCUGGACCAAGUCUGAAAAGACGUUUAAAAACGUCUUUGGGAGUGAAUGAGUUUAAAAAAAAAACGAUGUCCAAAAUAGACAUUAAGUGCCCCAAUACUUUUACCCGGAGAGUUGAGUAAUUCAACAAUUGCAGCAUCUGAUUCCAGGAAGCAUGUGGGAAGACUUGAUGUGUCCUCUGCCGUUGUGGUAGCCCUCGUUAUGCGCCCUCGCCGCUGCUCCAAAAAAGAUGGGAACAUGCUCUCGGGGGUAGUCAUGAGGCGAGAGAGCACAACAAACGAGAGAUUGUUGCACUCAUACAAAGUUCUUGUGAAGUACAAUCACGACUUGAGCCAAACAGCUGAAUGAGCCGAACGAGUCAAAACUUUUUGACGUUUCACAAUCUUUUGUCCACUCGAAGCACCCGCUACAGCUUGGCGAAUUUUAUAGGUUCCGGGACCCCUGACAGGGAAGACGUUUUAUCAAGGUCCUCUCAUGAUUCAAAUGCCAACUGAACACAAACGAUGCGUCAACACUUAAAUGCUAUAGGACUUAAAAAUAAAAUUUAAAAAAUAUAUAUAUGUAUUAUAUAUAUAUAUUUUUUAUUAUUUAAAAAUAAAUUCCAAGUAAAAAACUCCUAAUGUCAUCCUUCAAAAAAAGUGUGAAUAUAUUUCUAUUUUUUUUCUUUCAAGUAAAAAAAAAAAAAUCUCCUGUCACCAUAAUGAAUUCAUUUUUCCGAGAAAAAAAACACACCUAUAUUUAUGUAUUUUUUUAAUUUAUCAAACAAAACAACUAAUGUCAUCCUUCACAAAUUCUUUUUUUAGGAAAAAAAGUGUGAAUAUAUUUCUUUUUUUUUUUCUUUCAAGUAAAAUAAAACUCCUGUCACCAUAAUGAAUUCAUUUUUUAGAACAAAAACAUCUAUAUUUAUUUAAUUUAUCAAACAAAAAAAACUCCUAAUGUAAAAAUAAAACCAUAAUGUUUAAAAAAAAAAAAAAAAAGACAAGUUCCCGACAUCGUGAGAAUCGAGUUGUAUUUUCCCAAGACAAAGUCACGAGUUGUUUCGCAAGGGCAAGUCACGUGUUAACGAGUGAAUUUCAAAAGGUCAACUUUGGUUCUGUUCCACAUACCUCUGCUCUGGAGGAAAAGUAGGACUUGUCUCGGAAGAAUAUGCCUUUUUGAUCUGAAAAAUGAAAAAACAAAGAGGACAAUGUUGAACAAAAACAGGGGAAAAAAACUCCUUGGCUACUAAAAAAAAAAAAUACACUGAGACUUCAUUCGUGUAAUAAUGCACCUUUUGCUCUUUCAACAAAAAUAAAAUAAAAUAAAAAGGCUUUAAAAUGACAUCAUCGUGCUGACUUUUAAGAGUAACUGUGAAAAACUCAUAAUUGUGUCGAUCACGUGACGUGUCAUGCCCCGCGUGGCGCUAACCUAGCAUUAGCUAUGUGUCCAUCUGAACGGUCGUUACGUUUCCAAUCCGCCGCGCUUCGCCGUGCAAGUGUCGAUAACAAAUCAACCGUCCUGUCGGAACGCAUCUGUUGAUCAUCAUGUGAGACUUGAGAUCCUCUGACAUAACCCAGCCGGACAAAUCAUUUGACGCCUGUUGGGAGUCGAGCGUGUCACAAGUUGCUUCUUGUAUCUUGGCCUCAACGGAGUGUAAGCAUGUCGUAAAAAAACGGAUUCUUAUUUGGUGUUCUGUUACUAAAUGUGAAGUCAAGCUGCUCUGCGUCAUUUGAGCCACCGCUGGAAAGAUGAAUAAAACAUCACCGGGGUAUUGAAUUGU